UCUCUCUCUCUCUCUCUCUCUCUCUCUCUCUCUCUCCAGCUCGAGCUGUAUUAGUGUACCAAAGCUCAGCCCCAGUCAAACUAUCUUUUUCUCUUUUUUCCAUCUCUAACUUAGAGCAACAAGACAAGCACUGGAGCGAAAACUCCUUUCUUUCUCUGCCGGGGUUUUGUAAUACGGGGUUGGGUUCACAAAAAAAGAGGUGGAUUUUGGAUUUCUCGUGUUUUCGCAUCUGGGUUUUGUUUUUCAAUUGAAUUUGAAAGUACCCAAAGCAUUUCUGCGGGAGAGGUCUGUGUCCGUAUAAGAAACCUAUCUCUCUGUCUUGAAAGAGAAGUUCUAGAUUUUCGGACCCAGAUCUGCUUCUUUUCAUGUUUUUUUGUUCAAGUCUCAUAAAGCUGGGCAAAGCCCUAAGUUUUAUGCUUGUGAUUUGUAGGGCAGAGAACGCUUUGGCGAAGGAGGAAGGCAAGAGGGGUUGUUUGUUUUCUGGGAAAUAACUUUCCAUGGGGGUUUGUCUAAGUGCUAGAAUCAAGGCUGAGAGCCCAUGCCACACAGGGGGGAGUUCAAAAUAUGUUAGCACUGAUGGAAAUGAACAAAACAGUACAAGUAGCAAGCUCUCCGUGGCUUCAUUGCCUCCAACUCCUCGAAGUGAGGGUGAAAUCUUGCAGUCCCCAAAUUUGAAGAAUUUCACAUUUUCUGAGCUCAAAAUGGCUACCAGGAAUUUCCGCCCUGACAGCGUGUUGGGAGAAGGUGGUUUUGGUUCAGUUUUUAAGGGUUGGAUUGAUGAACAGUCAUUUGCUGCUGCCAGGCCUGGAACUGGCAUGGUUAUUGCUGUGAAGAGGCUUAACCUGGAAAGUUUCCAAGGUCACAAGGAGUGGUUGGCAGAAGUUAAUUAUCUGGGGCAGCUUUAUCAUCCUCAUCUUGUGAAACUAAUUGGUUUCUGCUCAGAGGAUGAACACCGGCUUCUGGUGUACGAAUUCAUGCCAAGAGGCAGCUUGGAGAAUCAUCUAUUUAGGAGGGGCUCUUACUUCCAACCUCUUUCUUGGAAUCUCCGCCUGAAGGUUGCUCUUGGUGCUGCAAAGGGCCUUGCUUUUCUUCAUAGUGCUGAAACGAAAGUGAUAUAUCGGGACUUCAAAACUUCAAAUAUCCUGCUUGAUUCAAACUACAAUGCAAAGCUUUCUGAUUUUGGACUGGCCAAGGAUGGUCCAACAGGUGACAAAAGUCAUGUCUCUACUAGGGUCAUGGGGACCUAUGGAUAUGCAGCUCCAGAAUAUCUAGCCACAGGUCAUCUGACUGCCAGGAGUGAUGUAUAUAGUUUUGGAGUUGUUCUCCUGGAAAUGUUAUCUGGUCGAAGAGCAGUGGACAAGAAUCGGCCUUCUGGAGAACACAAUCUUGUUGAAUGGGCCAAGCCUUACCUGGCCAACAAACGCAAAAUCUUCCGUAUUCUGGACAACCGUCUUGAGGGUCAGUACUCACUGGAGGGAGCCCAUAAGGCAUCUAACCUUGCAUUACGAUGCCUAUCUACAGAAGCCAAGUUCAGGCCAACUAUGACUGAGGUUGUAACAGCAUUGGAGCAGCUCCAGGACUGCAAGGAACCAGAAAUCACCAACAACCCAAGUGGUGGGAUGAAGCAUAGAAGACGAAGUGCAGAUGAUGUCAGGAAUGAAAAACCUCCUAUUGCUACCCCCUAUCCCCUAAGUGCAGAUGAUGCUAGGAAAGAAAAACCUGUUAUACCUUCUGCUCAUCCACAAAGCGCAGACUAUGCCAAGAAAGAAAAGCCCACUACUGCUAUUGCUUAUCCAAGGCCAUCAGCUUCCCCACUAUAUACCUAGUAGAAAAGGACAUGGAAGAACUUGGCAUAAACUGCUCUCGUUUCUAUCUAAAUAUUUGGCAGGCAGCUUGGCAGUGAUCCAGCAACUCAGGCGGUUCUUGUAUUUUGUUGAAUGACUGUACAGUUCAUGUUCUCACUAAUGUAUUCAAAAUCAACUUCUGUUGACAACAGUCCCCGUGAGGUAACCCAAACUGGUAUAUCUCCUUGGAUUAGAAAACAGCUUGGCAAUCCUAUAAGAAAGAAAAAAGAAAAAAGAAGAAUAAAAAACAGCCUGGAGAGAAGGGGAUGUGUGCAAGUUACGUCCUUUUUUCUUCCCUCCUUUUUGGGUUGGGGUGUAAUUGUAUCUCUAUUAUAUAUAUUUCUUUUUCAGGAGGAUGUGUCUUAUCUCCCUUUUCAUCUGUAUUCAGCUUGUGUAAUGUGACAUUAUUGAUGUUCUUUUUCAAGAAAGAAAAGGAAGUUGAGCUAAUGAGAUCUGCAUAGGUUGGGUGGAA
Vitis riparia (riverbank grape) is the source of this 2316-nucleotide messenger RNA. RefSeq names its product probable serine/threonine-protein kinase PBL9. Gene Ontology annotation, molecular function: protein kinase activity; ATP binding. The record is from RefSeq and is a predicted model, not a curated record. The coding region runs from base 498 to 1826 and encodes 442 amino acids. Gene Ontology annotation, biological process: protein phosphorylation. The transcript is spliced from 6 exons. Lineage: Eukaryota; Viridiplantae; Streptophyta; Magnoliopsida; Vitales; Vitaceae.